Molecule: messenger RNA, 3345 nt
Organism: Amoebophrya sp. A120
Lineage: Eukaryota; Dinophyceae; Syndiniales; Amoebophryaceae
Source: the annotation of a GenBank genome assembly
CGGGAAAGCACUAGAUGUUGAUGAAAUUUGACCUCUGUGUGUGGAAAGCAACUCAAAAACCUUUUGAUGCCUUGAUGGACAUCUUCUUCACACAGCAGAGGUCUGAGUGUGGCUAAAGGUAUCAAAGCUAAAUGCAGCUCCGUCGGAAGAAGUGGCACAGCGUAGAAAAGCUGACGGUCCUCGCCGGCCAAUCUGCAACAUCAAUGUGUGUCGUCAUCGAUAUGCUAGCUUAGUACUGUUGGCCAUCCUCGGCCGUGAAGGGCCUCAACAAGAAGAAGAAGAACGCAAGAUAUUUUCUCAUGGACAUGGCAUCCGCCUCGGUUGAUGAAGAUUUGAAUGUUUCAACCCAACGAACGUAGUUCGUCCAGCACUAACAAGAUGGCAAACAUCGUCCGGCAGAGUAGCUUUCGCCACGUGUGGGGCGACCCCUGGAAGGCAAAAUGGGAAGAUUUGAGGCCGGCGACAAAGGUAUCGGAGUCCUCCGGCGUGAAGGCAAACAGCCAGUUUGUCGCCAUACCAUGGGGUACCGGCGGCGGAGGCAACAUAUGUCUACUCGACUGGAAACAACAAGGGAGAAUGCCACCAAGCAUACCGGUCAUUUCCGGACACCAGGGCGGGGUACGUGCAACUUUUUUUCUCCACGCCUAGAAGAAGAAGCAGGAUUUUUACUUGUUUAUUUAUUCCAUAACAUCAUAAGUCGGCCAUGGUUCUUGCAGCAACUGUUUUAACUUACUUGGCUGCAGCACUACUUCAUCGCAUUCACUUCGUUAGGAAAAGUACUCAGUUCUUGAUGGUCAGAAAAAGCACACCUUCCAUAGGUACUCGAUUUCGAGUUCAAUCCCUUCGACGAAAACAUGAUCGCGUCUGUCAGUGAAGACUGUCACUUUAGGAUAUUCCAAAUUCCAGACGGAGGCCUAAAGGAAAACUUGAAGCAAAGUGUGUGCGAAAUACCACACCCAAAGAAGGUACAUGUCGAUAAUGAAAUGAAAGAGAAAGCAUGAUUUUCUUUUUUGUCCGCGCCCUUACGUCCAGUAAGGUUUCUGUGUGAUCUUUUUGUAUCGUCUCGACCACGAUAUGCUAGACGUGCUGCUGAAUCAGAGAGGCUAAUGGGGACAAGCACGUCCACAAAGCCAGCAAACUUCGAGUGCCACAAGCAACACCAAAAGCACAGGUAAGUCUUCUGCACCACAAUCCGGCCGCCAACGGGAUAGUAGCCACGGGCGCUUACGACCAUGUCGUAAGAAUAUUGAACACGGAGACCCAAGACGCCGUGCUUGAGGUGCCCUUUACGGACCUACUACAGCACAUCAGGUGGAAUCACGAUGGCGACCUCCUGACGGUUUGCUGCAAGGACAAAUUCGUCCACAUAAUCGAUCCGAGGGUGAAGAAAGGGGUGGUGGCACUCACACGGGCGCACGAAGGAGUCAAGAGCAUGAAAACACUCUGGCUGGACGGACAUAACCAUCGAACAGGUGAGUAGGAAGGAGCAGAAAACAUUCUUUUUUAUGAUUUUUCAGAUCUUCAUACUAGAUAGAAAAGAAAACUCAUCUGGAGUCUGUUCCAUCAAUUUUGGCAAUUUCGCGAGCUAGCCACUUCUGUUACGACAUGUCUAUGUGGUUUCGCUUUCCUGGUCGCUGCGAUCGUCGUUCUAGGCUUCUUUUACAUAGCUCCGCAGUUGCAUCGCAAUCGCUAUUUUAAAAGUAGAAGUACAAAAAUUCGUUUGCAUGAGCGCAAAUUGUUCAUCAUCUUCGACCUACAACAAAAUCAAAUAAACAGACCGAGUACUUACGACCGGUUUCAGCAGUAUGGCGGAGAGGCAGGUUUGCGUGUGGGACUUGCGCAACUUCACCGCGGAGCCCGCCGGGUCGGAGCCCCUGCACCUCCUGCCCCUGGAUCAGGGAACGGGCGCGCUUUUCCCCUUCUACGACGCGGACACGCGGAUGCUGUACCUGGCAGGCAAGGGCGACGGCAACGUGAAGUACUUCGAAAUGGUGGAGGAGGCGCCCUUUUUCCACUACGUGUCCGACUACCGGUCCACCACGCCCCAGAAGGGGUUCGAUUUCCUCCCCAAGUACGCCGUGGACACCGCGAAGAAGGAGAUCAUGCGCGGGGUGAAAUGCGAGUCCGGGGCGGUGCAGGCGAUCUCCUAUGACAGUGCACAACUCCCCCCCCCUCAUUUGUAUAGCAUGAACAGCAAUACAAGCAUCAGCAACAGUGCCGGUUUUGCUUAACAAAUUUGCACUGGAGUGUAGUGCUAUUUGGGGUACCAAAACUUGUCAUGCAAACAGUGCCAAGAGAAAAAGGGUGGACGUGGAUUGGGUAAUUUGCAUGACAAAUGAGGGCGAGGGGGAGUUGUGCACUGUUAUAUCUCCUUCGUCGUGCCGCGAAAAUCGGAGGCCUUCCAGUCGGACCUGUACCCCGACACCCUCGCGCCCAUCGCCUCGCUCACUGCCGACGAGUGGGAGGGCGGCGCGAAGAAGCCGCGGACGCGCAUGAGCAUGAACCGCGAGAGCCGCACGGACGGCAGCGGCGUAUUCGCGUCUGCGUCCAACGGGAGCGCCGCUGCAAAACCCAAGGGAAUACGGGAGUACAAGGAGGAGCUGGCGCAGGCGCACGCAAGAAUAGCCGAGUUGGAAACGGAAAACAGGGCGCUAAAAGCGAAGCUGGGAAUGUAACGCUAAAAAUGCGGCUGCUCGAUAGGAAUAAACAAACUUUUUGUUGUGCUUGAACGAACACGACAGGACGUCCUCCGAUUAGUGUUAGUGUCGUGCAUCGUUUUCGACCGGCGCCUCCACCACAUCUAUUUCUGAAAUUCCAACACCCACUCUUGAAGUUCCAGAAAUAGGAUUGCUCGACAGCCACUACACCAGCAGCGCGGAAUUUUGUACCACGUUCUGCAGCGUUCAUCUUGAUCCAGCACUUCGUUUGUUUUAUCCGGUCCCGCUCCCUUCGUCCGCCCAGUUGUAAGUAGCUAACGACGCCCUCGUACGCUUCCAACUACAAUACCAACUUUGACACUGUGAAGAUCACCUGUACAACCACAAGGUAAGAACGCCCUGAAUUCGCUUCCUACUGCCCGAUGAACUUCUCAAAUGAAUCCUGUAUUGAUGUCGCUGUUUACGAUUAAAUAUUUGACAAUUUUUGAUGUCCUUGCGAGGAUUGAUUUGUAGGCGAAUAAACGAAAACGCAAAAGCCGACCACGCAAGAACUCCUGUUGAUUUGAAAUGUACCUCCCUGAGCAAACUGAGACAACGCUUCAUACACUCCAUCGCGUGAGUGAGAGUGGUUGUGCUGUGCACAUGAUAAAAGAAGAAGAACCGUUUUUGGGUCGUCGAGUUGUGGUAU